AUGGCGAUGGAGUCCGGCAGUGAAUUAAAGGGCCACUCUCCGCAGCCACCCUCAUCUUUGCUCAAUCUGGAUUCUGCCACUGAUUCAUUCACUCCCACCCCAGAGCCAUCACACCCUCCCGAACUCUCUUUCAGCAUGGAUAUCUCCUCCACGGCUGCACCCCUUCCCAAUCCCAACUUCUUUUCUAACAUGGAUGAGUCCUCAGCCUCAGUGGCCCCUCCCAUCCUCGACUCCGAUUCCAGCAUGGAAGAUACCCCCUCAGAGUCAUCUGGUUCUCUUUCAAACUCGAAUCUUCCUCCCGAGUUCCCUUCCAGCAUGGAUUUCUUCGCCGCGACUGUGCCUCUUCCCGAUCUCGAGUUCGAAUUCACCACGGCCACUGUCAACCUUCCUUCGAUCUCCUCAAUUUCCUCUCAGGAGUCCCGUGAGGAAACACCUUACAUAACUGCACCGCAUCUUCGUCUGUCCGCGACAACUUUUGAAGAAAGCUCGGCAUACAGUAGCUUAGACUCGCCCGAAGACCUGCGAAACUCAAUGGACCGAGCUAGAGCAGGGCUGUACUGCCAUCACGAAACAAUCCAGCGAUACUGGGGACCGCCUUCGAAUCUUCCUCUGCAUUGCGAUAACUGCGGGGAGGCUACACGAUUUCUCUACGAGUGCACGGCAGACACCGCGAACUUUUCGGCAUACAAAUCAGAGAUACCCGAAAGAAAUAUUUUGAUCCUUCCCGAGUGGGAGCAAAAGGCCAUUGCGGAGAAUCAAUACACGGGCGAACAGGUAGAAAAGCUGCUGGACCAAAAGAUGAAAGUCUUGACGCUCGCAGCCGAGUUUCGAAUGAAGGUCCCGGACACGGAUAAAGCUAUGCCUGCAGGACAAGGAAUCAAAAACGACAUCAAUACGCCUCUACGCCAGAUCAAUCGAGAUAUCAUGCUUAAAGCAGCUAAAGCAGGCGACUACUCGCAGACGGAACCCUGUCGCAUGCUGUGGUGUGCCAACUGCCGCCCUGGUUCGUCGGAAAAUGCCUGGGGCGGCAUCGAUCAAGUCGUCGAAGAGCCAUACAAAGAGCCUCCUGCCAUUCCCCACAACCUGUAUCGCCCAUUGACUGACGCAAGUGUGUUGCGCAAUAUGCACAAAGACCCUACUCACUGGCGCCACUUCAAAGGUUUCCAACAGUGGUGGAAAGACAACCGAUACCCAGCCGGCAAUGAUCUCACCCCAGUUCUGGACUGGGUUGAGAUACAUGGCCUCCCAUCCGCUGCUCUUGGAGCAAUCGGCUGGUGGGUCUGGUGGCAGCAGAUGCCUGCUGACGAAUAUGAACUCUACCUCGACUGGUUGGAGGUGUUGAAUGGGAGACAGUUUGAAUGGCAUGCCUGCCAAACGAGUGACCCGUCCUUCGUCUUCUUCAACGAAGACCUCAUCUACGAGAAGUACCUCCCAGCGGAGAUUACUCCAGUACCACUCAGCACGCACCCGAUUUGGGAAGAAGCAGACGACGCCUAUGGAGAACCAAUCGCCAUUCCUGAUUAUGAGUAUGAAAUGUCCGAUCGCUAUGCUGCGAGGAAUCCCCCGAGGCUGCGAGGAGUAGCAGGUGAAUACUACAUCCGGCAAACCCAAUUUCUCGUUCGGCAGCUGCCUAGACCACCGCCUCAGGCCAAGAAGCAUCCCAUUUGGGGAGACUCCGACAGUUAG
This is a messenger RNA of Penicillium argentinense, 1686 nucleotides long. RefSeq lists its product as uncharacterized. The coding region runs from base 1 to 1686 and encodes 561 amino acids. The transcript has a single exon. Lineage: Eukaryota; Fungi; Ascomycota; Eurotiomycetes; Eurotiales; Aspergillaceae. The record is from RefSeq and is a predicted model, not a curated record.